Messenger RNA from Topomyia yanbarensis, 650 nucleotides. RefSeq lists its product as uncharacterized. Bases 108 to 479 code for a protein of 123 amino acids. The transcript is spliced from 4 exons. The record is from RefSeq and is a predicted model, not a curated record. NCBI's taxonomy places the organism in Eukaryota, Metazoa, Arthropoda, Insecta, Diptera, Culicidae.
GUGAACUUGUUUUUGCGUUUCCAUUGAGACUUUUUGGACGCGGUAGUUCAUUACAGUUUUGUGUUUUGUAGAGGAAACAUCGCGUUCGCUUUUUGCCCGGCAUCGAAAUGGCGAUGAUCCAAGGUCUUUUGCUGCUGGCAGCUAUCAGUGUAGGUGUACUCGCCAACGAGGUGCCACUGAACAAAGGUAAUGUCGCUGCCGAAUUGAGCCGAGUUCGGCGAAACCCCCAGCAGAACAAUAUGCCUGGAUUCCCGAAUUUCGCGCCUCCCGGUUUCGAUAGUUCACAUAUCGUUUCCCAGGACACCGAUAGGAACAAGAACAGCUUCGCUCAGUCCACGAUUUACAAGUCCGAGAAUGGGUACGGAUCGUCCUCGAUUUCUGUGUCCAGAUCAGGAACGACAUCGAUAAAGGCGUCCUUCAUUAGCUGUUUACUGGUUGUUUUUUCCUUGUUGCCAGUGACGCAUCUCUUCCGAUUGUAGAGUAUAAGUGUUAUUUUUAAAUAUUUGCAUAUAUUUUUGAGAAACUUGUGUACAAAGAGAAACAAACAAGUGUGAUAUAGCUACACAUUAUAGCGGUAUGAAUAAAGGGCGUGUAUUUGGAUAAAAAAAAAUUACACGGAAAGAUGCUUCAACGAAAUUUCUACCAAAUAU